GGGCGUUAUUAAUUUGGGCAAGGCUCGCUUGUCUCACUCCUCUUAAAUAUUUUCAAAAUUCCACAAACAGAAAAUCUGUGUUUGCCGGGUUGUCCGUUUUCUAGGAAGCACGAAAUUUUCUCUUUCACGUCCUUGGCUUUAGACGUAUACAAGAAAAGGAUUCGAUCUGUAUUUGUGAUUCAGAUACUGGCCCAAACAUUUGUUUCCAAUGGCCAUGGUAAAAUACAGCAUAUGGAUUUUUCACAUUUCAGUUCUCCUUUUUAUUGCCACUAAGUAUGCAGUGGCAAAUCUCAACAGGAAAGAUUUACCAGUAUCUGAAGUGCUUAAUAACAUGGCUUUUGACAAUGUCACAAAAAAUAUCUUCAUUGGAGGCGAUAAUGUGCUGUUGAAAGCAUCAGAAAAUUUAGUAGCACUCAAAAGACAAGUGACUGGGCCCAAUCUGGACUUUGUAGAUUGUUAUCAUGACUUUGGCCAAACUUGUGCUGGAAAGGUUACAACAAAUAUAAACAAACUACUGCUGAUAGACAGUAGUAAAAGACAUCUAAUAGUCUGUGGUAGCUUCAAUCAUGGAGUUUGUCAGAUACGAAGUUUAGACUCAUUAAAAUUACAAACAAAUAGGACAAUUUAUGUGGUGUCUAGAACACCCUUACAAGCAGCAGCAUUGAUAACACCAGCUGGGAAACGUUCAGGAACACGUGCACUUUAUGUUGCAACUUCUUGGGACAAGGAAUACUUUACAUCUUCAGAUUUGCAGUAUAUUACCCCAGCUGUAUCAACCCGUAUAAUUGAUGAUUUGAAUCGCCUCUUUGAUCCUGCUAAGGAUGCUAUCGCAGCUAAUAGCUAUCUUCAGUACAGAGAAAAUGUAGUAUAUCAUGCAAAAUUUAUUUAUGCAUUUUCAGCAGGUAUUUUCAAUUACUUUGUGUCUGUGCAGCAGACUGUUGAAUCAUUUACAAAGGACUGUAAAGGUGGAUGUUCAACCAAUCAAUCAAAAUUCAAGACAUUUAUAGUUCGCCUCUGCCAAGAGGAUGAAGUCUAUUCAUCAUACAUGGAAUUGCCACUUGACUGCAAAGGGUCAAAUGGAACAUCCUUCAACAUAGCACAGUCAGCUUAUCUUACAAAAGCUGGUGAUGGCCUUGCAGUUGAUGCAUCUACAGAUGUGCUAGUUGUUACUUUUUUCAAGGUUGACAAAGGUUGGAGUGGACCUUCACAAUACUCUGCAGUCUGUACAUAUUCAGUAAAAGAAAUCAAGGCAACUCUGGUGUCUAACCUACAGAACUGUGUGAAUAAUGCUAAAGAUGAAGAGAUUGGUCUUCCAUGGGCCAGUGGUAAAGUUAGAAAAUGUGACGAUGAGAAAUCAAAUCCAAGAAUAAGCGAGAAUUUCUGUCCAACUAGCAUUUCAUUUGGCUAUCAUCCAUUUCGUGGAAAAACUCCUUUGACUAAAAGACCUGUGAUGCAAUAUGAGAAAGGAAUGCUAACUGCUGUUGCUGCAAUGCCAUAUUACAAUCAUACAGUUAUUUUUGUGGGAACCCAUGGUGGUCAGCUUCUUAAGUUGUCUGUGGAAGAUGGACAACAGGAAGUGGAACCUUACAGUGAGUUGAAAAUCAGCUCUGAUGAAGUGCGUCAGAUCAUAGUAACCAGUGACCAGCAACACUUGUACAUCCUUACUAAACACAAGGUGACACAAUUACCUGUUGAAGACUGCGGUGCUUCAAAAUCUUGUGAUAAGUGCACAAAACCAAAUAACCCAUUCUGUGGUUGGUGUACAUUUUAUAAGAGAUGUUCUCAGAAGACUAGCUGCCCUAGCUCUGAUGCACAUCCAUUGCGAUAUGUGACGAACUCAUCUAACUGUCCAGCAUUUGCUUCUAUCAGCCCUAAACAAGUUCCCUAUGGUCCAAGUAUUGAACUGACCAUAAGGGUAUCCAAUGUACCAUCAUUAGCAGGAUUGAAGUGUUUUGUACACGGUAAAGAACAUAGCACAACAACUGUGGGCCCAGGAAAUGAACUGAAAUGUCGAACACCACCUGAGAAAGAUUUGCCAAGCAUUACAAGUGAUAACGGUGAUGUAUUCGUAGAUCUUGCCCUCUUCUCCACUGAGUCCCAGCUGAUAUUCCUUGUUGAAAAGCUAGCGUUUUACAGCUGUCCUGCAAUUAAGGGGUGCAUAAAUUGUGCAGAAGGAAAUUACACAUGCAAAUGGUGCACAUAUCGUGGGAUAUGCACCAGCAAUGGGAAUGUGGACUGUCCUGGGGAAUUUAUAAUGCCUCUACAGGAUCGUGUUGCUGAUUCAAAUGGUUGCCCCCAAAUAAUAGCUGACAAGCCAGUUCUUGUUCCUGCACAAGUCAAUACCAACUUUACUGUGCCUGCUAAAAAUCUUCCUCUGGAAAAGGAUGGUGCCUCUUACAAAUGUGUUGUAACAGUUGAUGGAUCAAGGAAGACAUCAGAUGCCAAACGAAUUAGUGAUACAGAGUUGGUGUGCUCUCCUAUGGAAUAUAAGUACAGUGCAUCCAACAAGAAACAGGAGGUGAAAUUGGAAGUGAUCUUCAGGAAUUCAGAUGUCCUGCACACACCAAAUACUUUCAAAGUGUAUCUGUACAAGUGUUGGGUAUCCAUAAAAGACUGUAGCAGCUGUCACGUGGAAAAUGAUAAAAAUUUUCAAUGUGGGUGGUGCAACUUUGGUGUCCCAAAGUGUGUUGUACAAAAAGCUUGUGGAGAUACAGGAGCAUGGAUUCCACCUACAUCACUGUGCCUUACAAGACCCAAAAUAUCCAAGGUAUGGCCAUUAACUGGUCCAGUGACUGGGGGAACAGAGAUUGAAAUUCAUGGAUCUGACCUGGGAAAAACGUUUAAUGACAUAAAAGACUUUGUUCGGGUGGCAAACAUUAAAUGUUAUCCUGAUGAAACUAAAUAUCAACCCUCCAAAAGUAUUUUCUGUAACACUUCAAAUACUAUUGGACCUUUGAGUGGUCCAGUUUCUGUGUCAGUCAGUAAAAUCAAAGGAGAAUCAAAGCAGCUUUUUUCCUAUCAGAUCCCAGAGCCAAUGGAUUUUAAUCCCAAGAAGGGUCCCAGAUCUGGAGGCACGACUGUAAAAAUCACUGGUCUGAAAAUGAAUACUGGCAGACACAUUACAGCUACAGUUGCUGGCCGAAAGUGUGUUGUUGACAGAGAUAAGGUGACCAAUGACAGCGUAUCAUGUACAGUUAGCAGUACAUUUAGUCGAAGAAAAAGAAGUGCAGUAAAUGCAAGUACAGGUGUCACAGUGUCAUUUGAUGGUUUUACUCCAACCGGUCCGAGGGGAAUAUUUGUAUUUACUCCUGAUCCUACAGUUACAUCUAUUGAGCCAGAUGAAGUUUUUUUUGGUGGAGGUCUGAUGUUACGUAUCACUGGCACCAAUUUGGACACCAUUCAGAAACCAAGAAUGUAUGUCACAUAUUUUUCACCCAAUGGAACUACUAAAUUGAUUCAGGAUUGUGAAUCUAUAAGAAGCACACUUAUCACUUGUCAAAGUCCAAAAGUACCAAAUUUUGGUGGAAAUGUGUCAAAAGUGCAGGUUCAGUUUUUAAUGGACGCUGGUAUACCUUUGCGCUCAAACCACACAAGUUUAACAAUGAUUCCAGAUCUGUUUUUUAAGCGUUUUAAAGAUGAUCUCCAUGUACUGAAGACAGAAAACCUUAUACUUGAGGGUAAAAAUUUGCAAGACAAACUAAGAGAACAGAUCUUUGUGACUGUUGGAAGAUUACCCUGCAAAAUAACAAGUGUUGACAAGACCCAGCUGGUUUGCCUUGUGCCUUCUGAAGAGAGCCAUUCCCCACAAGCAUCUGAUGGACUGUAUUCUGUUAAGGUUGUGGUUGGUAAUCUUAAUUUUCCUUUGGGUAAUCUUGAGUACUUUAAAGAGGAGGAGAGCAAAGUUAUUCCUAUUGAAGUUUGGAUUGGAGUGGGUGGUGGAGUUCUUCUCAUUUUCAUCAUUGUUGUCAUUAUUCUUUGCUGGAAUCGCCAUUCUCGUCGUAAAAAGUCAAAAGCUAUUAAAAACCUUGAGGUGCAGAUGAAUAAUUUGGAGUCCAAAGUUGCUCGAGAGUGCAGGGAAGCUUUUGCUGAACUUCAGACUGAUGUGACAGAUUUGACCAGUGACUUAUCUAAUUCAGGAAUGCCAUUUUUAGAUUUCCGCAUGUAUGCAUUGCAUGUGUUGUUCCCUGGUUUAGGUGAUCACCCUGUGCUUCACAAGCACAAGGGCACUCUCGCAGAAAACUGGGAGAAAGGACUGCGACAAUUCUCCCAACUUAUCUACAAUAAAAAAUUUCUUCUGGUAUUCAUACGCACCUUGGAGUCACAAAAUACCUUUCAGAUGAAAGACAGGUGCAAUGUUGCAUCUUUGUUGAUGGUUGCUCUGCAAGCCAAGAUGGAAUAUGCUACUGACAUAUUAAAGGAGUUACUUUGUGAGUUGAUACGCAAGUCAGUAGCAAAGAGUCAUCCAAAGCUGCUACUAAGGAGAACUGAGUCUGUAGCAGAAAAGAUGCUAACAAACUGGUUGGCCUUCUGUAUGUAUGAUUUCCUCAAGAAUGAUGCUGGAGAGCCAUUAUUCAUGUUGUUUAAAGCACUUAAACAACAAUCUGAGAAGGGACCAGUGGAUGCAGUAACUGGGGAGGCUAGAUAUUCACUUAGUGAAGACAAACUUCUCAGACAAGCUGUGGACUUUAAGCCUCUAAAUGUUACAGUUACCUAUGAAAGCAAUCAGCCUGUGACAGUUUCAAUGUUGGAUUGCGACACCAUCACUCAGGCAAAAGAGAAGAUCUUGGAUGUCUUAUUCAAGAAUUCCCCAUAUUCAAGUCGUCCAGAUAAAGAUGAUUAUCAGCUUGAAUGGGAGCAGAGUUCUGGAAGGGUUAUAUCUUUGCGGAAUGAUGAUUCUAAGUCAUUAAUUGAGGGAGAAUGGAGGAAGAUUAAUACACUUAAAGACUAUGAGGUGACAGAUGGUGCUACGCUGAAGCUUGUCACUGGACAAAGAUACUUUUGCAGCUCAACAGACUCUGAGUUAAACAAAAAGAAUAUACUACGAGUUAACUUCAGUCCUGCUGGAAGUUACAGCCCUUUGGCAGCUAUGAAUACAGAUGGACCAGAUGAGGGUGGCAGGCUGUGGCAUUUGGUUAAACAAAUGGAUUACCCUACUGAAAGGGUAGAAGAUGAUCAUAACAGCAAGUUCUUGUCAGAGAUUUAUCUAACUAGACUGUUGAUGACAAAGGGUACACUUCAGCAGUUUGUAGAUCGGCUUUUUCACACUGUUUUCAUGAAGUAUCGCCGUGGCUGCAGCUUACCUCCAGCUGUCAAGUUUCUCUUUGACCUUCUCGAUACACAAGCUAGAGAACUCAACCUAUCAGAUCCUGAAGUCUUACAUACAUGGAAAAACAACAGUUUGCCAUUGAGGUUCUGGAUAAAUAUAAUUAAGAAUCCAAACUUCAUAUUUGAUGUUUGCAAGUCUGCCAUUGUUGACUCCUGCUUGUCUGUUGUUGCACAGUUGUUCAUGGAUUCCUGUUCUGUGUCUGAGCAUGUCCUGGGAAAGGAUUCACCAUCAAAUAAACUGCUCUAUGCAAGAGAAAUUCCAGGAUAUCGCCAAGAUGUUGAGAGGUUUUAUUCUGAUAUACAAGCAUCACCUGCCCCAACACCUCAAGAGUUAUCAAAGUUCUUUAGUGAUUUCUCCAUGGAACAUAGUCAAGAGUUUGAUGGUGACAGUGCCCUCCAGGAAUUGUAUGAUUAUGUCAGAAAGUAUCAAGAUCAGCUGCAAGAUGCUUUAGAAGAGUCUGAGUUAUCACCCCUGGCUUCCAAGCUUGAGCAUGUUAUUGCUACAAUCUCAGAUGACUAACAGACAUAAUUAUGAUAUUAGCUGUUAGCUCUGGUCACAUAUGACAUAAUUCAUGGUAUAAUUGUUUUAAUAAGUCACAUAUUAAUUGGUUACUGGUACUUGAUGAACUGAAAAGUCAAACAUGCAGGAUAAAAAGGGAAGAGAAAAUGAAAAAUAUAAAUGUAAUUGGAAAGCAACUUAACUAAUGAGAAUGGGAGGGAUUGAGGGUCACAAGUCCCUUUUUUCAUUCCUGGUGUACACCAUAACAGGAGUUGUUUUUUGUUGAAAUGAUCACACUUAAAUGUUGAUAUGAAUGCUUUUGACAGUCUUAAGAGGGACAUUCUUUUAGCGACAUACAGCAAAUACAGUAAGACAUUAAAAAAAGGAGAAAUAAAUGGAUGUUAGAGCAUUUCAACUCUCAAAACCAACUGAAAGUACCCAGCAAAACAUAAGCAUUUUAGAUUAUCGACUCUGCUGAUGAAACCAAAUGACAGUAUAAACCUGCACUUAAAAAUAAUUUGUUUCUAGCUUUUUUUCCCUUUUCUUAAAGAAGUAGGCUCCAGAAACCCUGUAAUUGGUAUUUCCACAAGUAAAAGAAUUAAUGAAAAUCUACUCUUUUGCAUGGUUUGAGAUUCUGAAAAGUAAAAGAAUAGGUUUUCAAACUGGUUGCUAUUUUGCCUAAGGACACUGGCAGUUUGAGAACUUUUUUAUGGUGAAGAAGAUUAAAUGGCUCCCAGAGUAUACUUUUCCUUGAAUGUAAAGCAAUCUAUGGGUCAAGAGGAUCCUAUUCUAAAAUAGGUAAUCAGGUAGAUACUAACUGGAUGAAUUACCUUCAUCACUGAAUAGAAGUUAACAUUAAUGGCAGGAAAUCAUGUUUGUUAAGUUCACCCUUUCAUCUAUUUGUACAUAUGUAACACCAUUUACUAUCCAACUGCAUUAAGUAGCAUGCAAAUAGUGCAUGGAUUGAGCUCAAAUACCUUGCAAUAUUGCAAGGCCAUUUGGACAGUUGGUUGUUUUGCAUUGUAAAAAAUAACCUGUUCAACAGGUUUAGCUAUACUUGGGUGAGUUGUUUAAAAGGAGAAAUAGGGGACAUUUUUGCAAAUCAUGCAUAAGAAAUGAUAAGAUAAGGCAGUUGGAUAAUAAGUAACUUAUUACACAUUUUGUGUGUAGCAUUUAUUUACUGAAUAGUUAUUUACCACUAAACUAUUGGUGGUGUUUCAGCUCUAUGGGGUCAUACAGUAAUUACCAUAUAUUUCAAGCCCAAGCUAUGUUGUUUGCAAUUUGUAGAAGUUUUAUUAUUGGGCAAGGAACCUGUUUAAAGGAAGUUAGAUUAAGUGAGGUACUGAAAACAACCAAAGGAGUAUUUAUGGACUUCUUCUGGUGCAACAGCAAGAAGAGAAAGUGUACAUGCACAGGCUCCCUUAACAACUGACAGAAUAUGACAACAAUUUUCUAUACAUUGGGAGGUAAAUUCAGUAGUUGCUGCAUUAAAAAUUUAUUUUGUUACUUGUAUCACAGGGUGCAAGAAAAUUGACACAGGUUGUUGAAAGAGUUGUCUAGUAAAACAGAGUCUUGUUACUAUCCCCUAAGUAGAAUUAUGAGGGGAAAUAUUGUGUCAGUAUUUUUCAUGAGCUACUUCUUGUUUGGCAAGCAUUUGAACUUUCCUUGCUGUACACAAAGUGUUCUUUCCUUAAUGGUCAAGGAUAAGUUGCCAUUGGUAGUUGUGCAGAUUGUAGAUAUAUCUGCACAUAGUGUUGAAUUUCCUCCCUUUCAGUAAGAUAGCACUCCAUAUGGUAAGGAGGAAAUAAACAUUGAUCUUAUUGUUUAUAUUAAUGUCAAUACCUUCAAGUGAGAAACUAAAAGAUUUUUGUAUAUUCUUGUUAAGAUUUGCUAAAAUACUGGCCACCAAUGGGACUUAAUUAUUGUCAGGCUUAUAAACUUUUGUGUUAAGGAUAGAGUGACUUUAUUUUCACCAAAGUGUAACUUAAAAUUGUACAAGCAGUUUCUAAUAUGAUAAUAAUGUUAAUAAAGUAUUUUGUUUUUUUU
Molecule: messenger RNA, 7870 nt
Organism: Pocillopora damicornis (cauliflower coral)
Lineage: Eukaryota; Metazoa; Cnidaria; Anthozoa; Scleractinia; Pocilloporidae
Product: plexin-A4
Biological process (GO): regulation of cell migration; semaphorin-plexin signaling pathway
Cellular component (GO): plasma membrane; semaphorin receptor complex
Molecular function (GO): semaphorin receptor activity; protein binding
Source: RefSeq, a predicted model, not a curated record